CACACAGCCGUAAAGCAUUGUGGGUAGGUUACCAACGUCCUUGUCCUGUAGCAAGCACACACCGACUGUCUUCACGUUGGGAUCCCGCAGUCCACCUCUACUCCUAUUAACACCCGUCUGUCCCGCAGUAUGAUGGCAGCCAGGUUCCUCCGUCGCUCCGCGCCCAUGCUGAGGCAGGCCCGCUGCUACGCCGAGGCUGUCUCCGGAGGCCCCCAGAUGUCCUUCACGUUCGCCUCCCCGACACAGGUGUUCUUCCAGGGGGCGAGUGUAAAGCAGGUGGAUGUGCCCACCCUGACCGGGGCGUUCGGUAUUCUCCCUGCCCACGUGCCCACCCUUCAGGUGCUCAGGCCUGGUGUCGUCACGGUCUACAGUGAUGAAGGCGUCGGUGCUAAGUACUUUGUGAGCAGUGGGUCGGUGACGGUCAACGCAGACUCCUCGGUGCAGCUGCUGGCGGAGGAGGCCGUGCCCCUCGACCAGCUGGACAUCGCCGUGGCCAAGGCCAACCUGGAGAAGGCCCAGUCCGAGAUGGCCGCUGCUGUCGACGAGAUGGCCAAAGCCGCGGUGCAGAUCAGCAUAGACGCCAACGAGGCCAUCGUCAAGGCCCUGGAGUAGACCGAACCCUGGUGCGUUUUCAUGUUGGUUUAGAGAAACUGAAGGCAGUCCAUCUUUGUUUCCCUGGAGUGUUCAUGUCGGUGACCGCAAGAUCUCGUUGCUUGCUUUGUACAGUGGAUAAAAUUACUAAUAAAUGUAUUUGGAAGAAUA
This is a messenger RNA of Gadus macrocephalus (Pacific cod), 762 nucleotides long. RefSeq names its product ATP synthase F1 subunit delta (gene atp5f1d). The record is from RefSeq and is a predicted model, not a curated record. The transcript is spliced from 5 exons. NCBI's taxonomy places the organism in Eukaryota, Metazoa, Chordata, Actinopteri, Gadiformes, Gadidae. Gene Ontology annotation, molecular function: proton-transporting ATP synthase activity, rotational mechanism. Gene Ontology annotation, biological process: proton motive force-driven ATP synthesis. Bases 130 to 612 code for a protein of 160 amino acids.